AUGCCAAAAACUCAGUUGCCGUUUAUGUUUACGAAAUGCGGGACGUGCGGCAGGGCGUAUGACAGCGAUAUCACCGCAUUUUUGAGCAGUACAGGCACAUUGGGAUGUAGCAUCUGUUUGGAGUCAAGCUCUGCAACUUCACUCAAAUUCUUGAGCGAUGAAAUCCGCAACCAACCGGGAGUUGUCGUAGGGGAGAGAGGUUAUGAGACGAUCGCCAAACAACUUAUACCUCUGGGCUGCCACUUCUGCGAGACGGCCCCUGAAUUUCACUACGUUUUACGUUGUGGACAUCGCAUGUGCAAGAAGUGCACGGCUAAGAAUGAAGUCUUGGAAUGUCAGUUUUGCAACACCCGAGGCCUUGCUGAACCAGGAAGCUAUAUCCUCGCUUUUUACUGCCAUUAUUUCCAUACUGCAAGCCAGCUAGGGGAAGGGAAUUGGAAAAUUGUUGCUGUAAGUAAACAUUUGCCACGCAUUUCGAGUCAGUUUGAAACGCUUAAAAGUCUUUAUUUUGCCAACGCCGAAGGCAAAAGUCCAGCAGCUCGUCAACAAAGUGACCCGGAAAGCGCCGGACCGCAGGAGGACCCACCAACUCCUGCUAAACCGGAAAGCAUCAAGGUAGCAGCUACAGAAGCGGCUACAACUGUCAGCGGAUCCAGCAGUGCUGUUUGGAAGGGCGUUGCUUGGAUUAAAAAGAGCUUUGGGCUUGAUGGAACCGCGGCUCAAGUUGCGGAAAUUCAAGUGCCGGUUCAAAGUCCGACAAUCCCAGAAAAAGCUGAGGUUCCAUCGGGAAUUGCAACUGCCGAAAUGGAGGUGGCGUGUGAUGCCAAAAAAUACUUCCCAGAGACUAGCGAGCUUGAACAAGAACAGAAUCUGGAUGCCGGAAAGUCACUAAGUGAAUCGGCUGAUCCAGAAAAUCCUGAAGCGCUUCGCGCCGUUCAAUUAACUGCGAACGACAAAAAAGACACUCAAGUCUUGGCUGAGGAUCAGCAGCCGGCCAAGUUUGCUCCAAAUCCAAGUCCAAAGACCGGCAAAGGUAUUCUUGAGGACUCCAAAGAUUCAGGAGCUAAAAAGGACGAUCUCAAAGCCACGGCAGUUGAGCAAGAACCAUCGAAGCUCGAGUUGUCUGCAUCAGAAAAAGGUUCGCCGAUUGCAGUUAUCGUGCCUUCUACCCCUCUAUCACCGAACAUUUCGCGAAAUGAAAGGCGACAACGUCAAAAGCUUGCCGAAGAUCUGGCUGAUAAAAAGCAUGUUUUUCCAGAAACUGAGAAAGAUCCUACUGCAACCGCUCCAAAGCCAUCUUCACGCGUAAAAAAUUCGCCACCAGAAACCCAGUCCAGAGCCACAAAUUCGGCAAAGAUUUCGGGUGAAGCUCCGGAAGAGACAAUGUUGAAAACAUAUGAGGAAGCUAAAGUCAAAACGGAGUCGGCCCCAGAAUCCCCGAACAGUGAGCGAUUGACAAGCACUUCCGAAGGUAAAUCCGAAGCCAAAACCCCUGUUUCAGAUAGGCACGAGAAAACGGAUGAGGUGGAGCAAAACGCCACAGAUGUGCAAACCAUGGACCCUUCACAGCCAAGCGCAGCUCACGAAGCUGAAGGCGAUAAGGUGGUGCGGAAUGAAUCCGACACCGGCGCAGAUUCUGAGGCUACCGAUUCCGGCGAUUCUUCACAAUCCUCGGCAAGCUCUGAGGUUUCAGAAUCUCAGGAAGUCACCGAAACGCUACCAGAAGCCUCGGAAAAUCCCGUCUUGAAGGUCGUCAAUCAACCGCCCUUGGAGCAGGCACAAGAUUCCGCAAACAUUCUGAUCACGAAGCAGCAGAUUGCUUGUGAAGUUGAAGAAGCGGAUGAGGCAUCAAUGGAAGCCUUGCCGCAAAUUUCGAAAUUUCGCGGAGGGGCGGUGACAACUACCGAUACGAAAACUAAAGAAGAAGCAAAAAUGAAAUGCGAAAAAUGUCAUCGAGAAGGUGAAGCGGAACUGUUCUUCCUUUGCAAGGAUUGCGAAAUAAUUGUCUGUGCACUUUGCGGUAUGCUAGCCCACAAAAUGCAUGUUACCCGGCAGCUCGCCAUCGCAGACCUGGACGGCCUGGACGAAACAUGGGCUAACGAACUGAAACAGUUCGAUGAAAGUCUGCGCAAAGCCAUCGCUGUAAAACAAGAGGACACGAAGAAGGCCAUGAGAUUGAUCAUGAGCUCAAAAGAAGAUGCAUUGGACUGUGUCGCCAGACAACACACUUCAGAUAAAUUUAUGGAAGUUUUUGCCCGAGUCGAAGAGGCCUCAAUACUAUUUGAAACUUGUUGCAACGAUCAUCUGGCGGUUGAGGAAAACUUCCGCGCUCAACUGUUGACGAUCAAGGCCCAACUUGAUGAAAUUUCCCGUGAAUUUACGGCUGAA
Mesorhabditis spiculigera is the source of this 2388-nucleotide messenger RNA. Lineage: Eukaryota; Metazoa; Nematoda; Chromadorea; Rhabditida; Rhabditidae. The record is from the annotation of a GenBank genome assembly.